AUGUUUCCAGGGGGAUUCACGCCCAGAUUUGGCGCGUUCGCUUGGGAUAGUGCCGUCGUCGUUGGCGUUAAAGGCACGGCACUCAAAGACACGUUGGGUAAAGACUUAAUAUGGGAUCUGAGUGGUUCUUUUGGACGGCACCAUGCCGACUUCUUUAUCUUUAACACCGUCAAUGCUUCACUCGGACCCGAUACACCGACAUAUUUUGAUCCGGGCGACUAUAUCCAAACGGAUUAUAACCUCAACUUCGAUGUCGCCUAUCCGUUGAGCGACAUGGUGUUCCUCGCCUCUGGUUUGGAAUAUCGGGACGAAGGAUUUGAAAUCAUAGAGGGCGAACGCGAGUCGCAUCAGAUCGGACCUCUUGCAGCUCAAGGUUUCACUGCUGCCUCCAACGGAUUUUCAGGGUUCAGCCCAGUUGCGGCAGGCAUGUGGCACCGUUACAACGUCGCUGCCUAUCUGGAAACUGAAAUCAGACCGAUUGAUCCGCUGCUGAUCGCGCUUGCUGUACGCGGUGAAAACUUUGAGGGUUUCGGUAGCACGCUGAACUACAAAGCCGCUGCAAACUACAAGGUUACGGAAACGAUGCGGUUGCGGGGAAGUUAUAGUACUGGGUUCCGCGCACCGACACCCGGGCAGCAAAAUACGUUCAACAUUACUACUGAAUACGAUUUUGAAAAGGGUGAUCUCGUUAAUAACGGAACAAUUCCUUCUACCAACGCUGCUGUUGGCGUUGUGACAGGCAAGGAAGAUAACUCGCUUGACCCGGAAACAUCAAAUAACUUCACAGGUGGAUUUACCGUCGAUAUUUUGGGCGUAAAUUUCACCAUUGACUUUUUUGAUAUUCGGCUGAAAAACCGGUUAUCUGUGUCACAAGACUUCAAAUUGAAUGACGUCCAGAAGGCGCAGCUCAUCGAGGAAGGUGUAACCAGUGCGGCGAAUCUGGAACAAUUCCGGUUCUUUAUCAAUGAUUUCAGUACCACAACCAAUGGUGUUGACUUUGUCGUUACAGCACCAAUACCCAACGGAACCCUCAUUGCCGUGUAUAACUUCACGAACACCACAGUUACCGAUCACAAUCCUGCCACGCUGAACGAUGAUCGAAUCAGGGAACUGGAAGAGAACUUACCCGGACACCGUGCCAACCUGACUGUCGUUCAAUCCAUAACGGAUGCGUGGGGCGUGCUCGGGCGCGCCAGUUAUUUCAGCGGUUGGUUCGAUUCUGAAGAUUACUUACAGAAUCCAGAUGUGGAAGGAACUGGAGAAUACACUGGAAGGGUUAUUUUCGACUUAGAAACCUCUUACACCGUGGGGUCCGGAUUGACUCUCACUCUCGGUGGAAGAAAUAUCCUUAAUACCUAUCCCGAUGAAAAUCCGAAUGCUGCUGGUUCUGUUGGUAACAAAUACGGACAAUUCAGUCCGUUUGGGUUUGAUGGCGCGUACUGGUAUGCCAAAGUCGGAUACAGUUUCUAA
This is a messenger RNA of Geodia barretti, 1470 nucleotides long. The record is from the annotation of a GenBank genome assembly. NCBI's taxonomy places the organism in Eukaryota, Metazoa, Porifera, Demospongiae, Tetractinellida, Geodiidae.